AUGGCAUCAUGCCUCAUAGCAUUGAAGACUGUUUCAAGAGGCUUCGGAGGAGGGCGCCCCUUAGCCCCAUCGAUGGACAGAACAGCUUUGCAAACAGAUACGUGGUGGAGGAGUCAAUGGAUUAACCCCCUGAUAGUAAAAAAGAAGAAGUCAAUCACAACGUUGUUUAUAAGUCGCGGCACGAAACUAGCGCUGGCUGGUUAUUGCGCAGAACCGCCGUAUGUGAAGCACUUGCCAUAUUUUCCUGACUAUGGCCGUGGCGGCCCAAGUCAGAAAUUACCAUAUUACCAUAAGCCUGGCAAUGGCCGUGGCGGCCCAAGUCAGAAACUGCCAUAUCCCCUAAAGCCUGGCCGUGGCGGUCCAAUUCCGAAACUGCCAUAUUAUCCCCCAAAGCCUGGACGUAAACCUAGACCUGGAGUAAGAGAAAAUCCUAGAGGUGAUAAAAUGAAGGGGAUGUUGUGGGUAAGUAGGCUUGAAAUAGGGAGUUUGGGCCAUGACCCACCACGCGGGGACAGUGCAGAUUGGGCCACUGGCCGUGGCGUGGCAUCGUUAGCACCCGCCAAUCCGCACUCGGCGCGCGUGAUAGGUCAUAGCCCAAUCUCCCUAUUCCAUCCAUAGCAGUGUUUCCGGACCAAUACGACCUAAAAACCUUCAAAAAAAGAGCGUACUCCUUCCUUAAAGGCCGGCAUCGCAUUUGUGAUACUCCUGGUGUUGCAGGUGUCUAUGAAGAGAGAAGCUCCGUGGAACAAAGAAGAGAUCAUGGCAAUCUUAUGCAGUAAAUACAUAA
This is a messenger RNA of Chilo suppressalis (striped riceborer), 787 nucleotides long. The record is from the annotation of a GenBank genome assembly. NCBI's taxonomy places the organism in Eukaryota, Metazoa, Arthropoda, Insecta, Lepidoptera, Crambidae.